GGAGCAAGACACAUCACAUGAUGUGAGGAGGAGGUUCCAUGACCUGGAUAUCAUCAUUUAUGGAGACACCACUGGCCAGAGACUAAAAUUUCCAACUAGAAUUUAGGGCAGUUCAAGAAGCGACUAAAGUUACAGCAUCCCAGUUACUGGCCAAUUCCCAGUAACAGAAGAAAAUGAUCAAGGCCCAGGAAUCACUGACACUGGAGGAUGUGGCUGUGCCAUUUACCUGGGAGGAGUGGCAGCUCCUGGGCCCUGCUCAGAAGGACCUGUACCGGGAUGUAAUGUUGGAGAACUACAAAAACCUGGUGUCAGUGGGGUAUCAAGCCAGCAAGCCAGAUGCACUCUCCAAGUUGGAACAGGGAGAACCAUGGACAGUAGAAGAUGAAAUCCACAGUCAAGUCAACUCAGAAAUCAAGAAUUCUGAUGAUCAUCUACAGUUGCACUUACAAAACCAAAGAUGUCUGAAGAGAGUGGAACAAUGUCACGAUCAAAGGAAAAGUAAUUUUCCUUUAAGGCAAAAUCAUGAUGUAUUUGAUGAACAUGGGAAAACACUGAAAUCAAAUAUAAGUUUUGUCAACCAGAAUAGAAGCUAUGAAAUCAAGAAUUCUGUUACAGCUAAUGGAGAUGGGAAGUCCUUCCUCCAUGCCAAACAUGAACAAUUCAAUGAAAUGAAAUUCCCUGGCUGUGGAAAUUUUAUGACUACAAAUUCACAACUCACUAAGCAUCAGAGAACUCAAAAGAUAGAUAAACCCCAUGUAUGCACUGAAUGUGGGAAGACGUUCCUUAAGAAGUCUCGCCUUAUAUAUCAUCUGAGAGUUCACACAGGAGAGAAACCUCAUGGAUGCAAUAUAUGUGGGAAAGCUUUCUCUAGAAAGUUCAGGCUCAAUGAGCACCAGAAAACUCACAUAGGAGAGAAACGUUAUGAAUGUACUGAAUGCGACAGAGCAUUCCGCUGGAAAUCACAGUUCAUUGCACACCAGAAAAUUCAUACAGGAGAAAAACCCUAUGUGUGCAAUGACUGUGGAAAAGGCUUCAUUAAGAAGUCUAGGCUCAUUAAUCAUCAGAGAGUUCAUACAGGAGAGAAACCUCACAGAUGCAGUCUGUGUGAGAAAGCAUUCUCUAGAAAGUCCAGGCUCAUUGAACAUCAGCGAACUCAUACGGGGGAGAAACCCUAUGAAUGCACUGAAUGUGACAAAGCAUUCCGGUGGAAAUCACAGCUCAAUGCACAUCAGAAAACUCAUACAGGAGAGAAAUCAUAUAUAUGCAGUGAUUGUGGGAAAGGUUUCAUUCAGAAGGGCAAUCUAAUAGUACAUCAGCGAACUCAUACUGGUGAGAAACCUUAUAUAUGCAAUGAAUGUGGAAAAGGCUUCAUCCAGAAGGGCAAUCUCCUUAUACAUCAACGUACUCAUACUGGAGAGAAACCCUAUGUAUGCAAUGAAUGUGGAAAAGGCUUCAGCCAGAAGACGUGCUUAAUAUCCCAUCAGAGACUUCAUACAGGAAAAACUCCCUUUGUCUGCACUGAGUGUGGAAAAUCCUGCUCACACAAGUCGGGUCUCAUUAACCAUCAGAGAAUCCACACAGGAGAGAAACCCUAUACAUGCACCGACUGUGGGAAAGCUUUCAGAGAUAAGUCAUGCCUCAAUAGACAUCGGAGAACUCAUACAGGGGAGAGACCUUAUGGUUGCUCUGAUUGUGGGAAAGCUUUCUCUCACUUGUCAUGCCUUGUUUACCAUAAGGGAAUGUUGCACGCAAGAGAGAAACGUGUAGCUACAGUCAAAUUGGAAAAUUCUUUCUCAAAGAGCCAAGGCUCAACACAUACAGGUGAUGUCAUACAGGCUAAAAACACUUUUAACAUGGUGACUGUGCGGAUGCCCUCCAUGGCAGCUCAGACUUCAUUAGAUAACAGUGAGUUCCAAGCAGAUAGCAAAGUAGCCAUUGUGGGACAGCCCAUUGCUAGAUGUUCACCCUCAGCAGAUAAUAGAAUCUGCACAGAAGAGAAACCUUAUGAAUUCAGUGAAUGUGGUAGUGCUUUCAGUGACCAAUUACAUCAUAUCUUAUGCCACAGAAAACACCCAGGAAUAACCUGUGAUCCAUUCACAUUGGAAAACCCUUGAGUAAAAACCUAACUCAUUAUAUGGCUCGUAAAUAUACACUGAGAGAAAAAUAGUGUGCAUGUAGUGACUAGGAAAGUCAUUCAUGGGAAGACAGACCCCAUUGUCAGUGAUCAUAGAAGACAGAUCAUCAGUGAGCUCAUAGUUGGUAGAAAUGUGAUGACCAUGGAAAAGCCCUUGCCCAGAAAUAAUAGCUCAGUAGAUGUCCAGAGAGUUCAUAUGGAGAAACUGUUGGAAGACCUGUGAAGGCCGUGAAUGUGGCAGAGUUGUCAGUGCCUCAUCAGUUGUCAGAGGAAAUCAUAUAGAAAUAAAACUGAAUGCACUAACUGGAAUAUCUCCAGCAAAAUAUGAGAACACAUGAAGCAAAUAAACCCCAUGAAAAUGAAUAUUUUAGAGAUUUGUAUCACAAAUAUAACAUCAUUUUGCAGCAGAUAAUAUAUAGGAUAUGUAUUUUAGGACAGUAUACCUUGAAUCAAACUCCUAGUGAAUAUGUCAUUGACUUAAAUUAAAAGGAGGGUUAUCUGUAUUAUACAUCAUUGGUUAAGUUUAUAACACAAUGCACCUCUUCCACACCGUUUUUGGUAUUAGUCUUAUCUGUUUCCAACCAUGAUCUUGUGUUUCUUUGAUUCUAAAUUUAUUCUGUUGUAAUAUCAGAUUACUGAAGUCCUUCAAAAGGAAACAAUAUAUUUAAUAACUUAACAUAGCAUGUUUGGAUGUGUUUACCUUUAUAAAUAUCACCCUAGGGGAAUGAAGUUUAAAACUCGUGAAUAACCAGUCAGCCAUGUUUUUACCUUAGAAGGUAGUUCUCAUCCUAACCCAAUGAUUUGUCUUAUUGUUGGUUUACGCACCACUCAGAAAAAAAUUAUCAUCUAGUUCCUUUACCAGGAACUGUUUCUUUUGUCUGAGAACUAUAGGUGAUGACAGUGAUGAACAAAAUUUUAAAAACCAUGAAUUAUAUGCAUAUAGUAAUUUUACCCUUCAGCAAAGGAUGUAUGGGACAUAGAGUUUAAGGAUUGUGUCCUGGUAAUUUCUUGUUCAUGGAGUGUGUUGUUUGGAGUGGGAGAGGGGAAGAACUCAAUUUUAUUUAUAUAAAACAGGAUAUGAGUGCUGGUUUUUCAAAACGUUCAUGCCUUACCUUUACCUAGAUAAUAAAUUUCUUGAUAGUUUGUA
This is a messenger RNA of Carlito syrichta (Philippine tarsier), 3281 nucleotides long. RefSeq names its product zinc finger protein 613. Bases 174 to 2114 code for a protein of 646 amino acids. NCBI's taxonomy places the organism in Eukaryota, Metazoa, Chordata, Mammalia, Primates, Tarsiidae. Gene Ontology annotation, molecular function: DNA-binding transcription repressor activity, RNA polymerase II-specific. The record is from RefSeq and is a predicted model, not a curated record. Gene Ontology annotation, biological process: negative regulation of transcription by RNA polymerase II. The transcript is spliced from 4 exons.